AGAAUUCACUCUACAAAGCUUGUUCCGUUAACAAUUCUUCCCUGGAAAAUAAAUCAACAAAAAACAGUGUGAGGAAAAACACAACCAGAAAUGAGAACCCCAAACCAGUUAGUCUCUUCUUUCCUCUUCUUUCUUUGUUUUAAUUAUGUUCUUAACCUUUUGCAAGCUCAGCCAGAGCCAAGCACCCAAGGAUUCACCUGCACGGUGAACCAGACUAGCAACCCAUGCCAAACCUACGCCUUCUACCAGGCCACGGCGCCCAACUACCUGGAUCUGGGUUCCAUUGGUGACCUUUUCUCUGUUAGCCGUCUAAUGAUAUCAAAACCAAGCAACAUCUCCUCUCCAUCUUCACCUCUCAUCCCUGGCCAAUCUCUCUUUGUCCCCUUGUCAUGUUCUUGCAAUACUGUCAAUGUUACCACUGGUGUCAAUUACUCUUAUGCAAACAUUUCAUACACUAUUAAGGCAGGUGACACUUUCUACCUGCUUUCUACUUAUAGCUUCCUAAACCUCACUACUUACCAGGCUGUUGAGGUUGUGAAUCCCACGCUCAUCCCCACCCUACUCGAUAUAGGCCAAAACGUGAUCUUUCCAAUAUUUUGCAAGUGUCCUAAUCAAACCCAAUUGCAAAACCAGGUGAAUUAUCUGAUAUCUUAUGUGUUUCAACCUUCUGAUAACUUAUCACUGGUUGCUUCAAGGUUUGGAGUAGACACACAGUCGAUUGUAGAUGUUAAUGGCAACAGUCUGCAGCCUUUUAAUACCAUCUUCAUUCCAGUCAAUCGACUUCCAAUAUUGUCACAGCCUACAGUUGCUCCUUCUGUGGCAUCUGGGAGGAGAGAGAGGAAAGGUUUAAUCACAGGAUUGGGAGUCGGGCUUGGAGUUACCGGGGUUUUGUUGAUUUUGAUAAGUGGGAUUUGGGUUUAUAGAGAGGGUAAGUUGAAGAGAGAGAGAGAAGGGGAUGAAGAGAAGCGGAGGAUGAACUACUAUGGAAAAGAGAAAGGUUUGAAGGACAUGGAAACAAGUUUGCUGGCAGAUGUUUCAGGUUGCUUGGACAAGUACAGGGUCUUUAAGAUUGAUGAAUUGAGAGAAGCCACUGAUGGGUUCAAUGAAAAUUUCUUGAUUCAAGGGUCUGUGUAUAAAGGGUCCAUUAACGGGGAGGACUACGCCAUUAAGAAGAUGAAUUGGAAUGCUUACGAGGAGCUUAAGAUCUUACAGAAGGUAAACCAUGGCAAUUUGGUGAAGCUAGAGGGCUUUUGUAUAGACACUGAGGAUGCAGGUUGCUACCUAAUCUACGAGUACAUAGAAAAUGGCUCUCUUCAUUCAUGGUUACACGGCAACAGGAAUGAAAAGUUGAACUGGAAGACAAGAUUACGCAUUGCUGUUGACGUUGCCAAUGGUCUCCAAUACAUCCAUGAGCACACUAGGCCAAGGGUUGUGCACAAAGACAUCAAAAGUAGCAACAUUCUUUUAGAUACAAACAUGAGAGCCAAAAUUGCCAACUUUGGACUAGCAAAAUCAGGCUGCAAUGCCAUAACAAUGCACAUUGUUGGUACUCAAGGCUACAUUGCACCUGAAUAUCUAACCGAUGGUGUGGUUUCAACAAAGAUGGAUGUUUUCUCCUUCGGUGUGGUUCUGCUUGAGCUCAUAUCUGGCAAGGAAGCUAUUGAUGAAGAGGGUAAGCUUUUGUGGGUAAAAGCCAAUACGGUUUGGGAUGGAAGUGUGGAGAAGAAGGAGAAAAGGUCGAAGGAGUGGAUGGAUGAUGUUCUUUCAGAAGAAUCAUGCUCAAUGGAGAGUGUAAUGAAUGUAAUGAGUGUUGCAGCUGCUUGUCUCCAUAGAGAUCCUUCAAAGAGGCCUAGCAUGGUGGACAUUGUUUAUGCUUUGUGUAAGAACGAUGAUUUGUUUUUUGACAUCUCGGAAGAUGGAUUAUCAGAACCUCAGGUGACGGCAAGAUAAGUUGACUUUUGGUAGUUCAAAUAUAUAGUUUCGUGAUAUAUAUAUAUAUAUAUAUAUAUAUAUAUAUAUAGUAAUGAGGCUGUAUAUGAGCAUUAGAAAUUUUGUUUUCAAGAUCUUAUAAAAUCCCCCAAGAAAUAGUAGUACUAAUAAAAUGGAGUUUAAGGCAUAUAAGGAAACGAGCGAGGUGUUAUGCUAUUUGUAGUGCAUGAGAAGUUAUCAGCCAGGAGGUGACAUGUUAUUUCACUAGCAUUAGAUGACUACAAUGUGUAUUUGAUCCCUUUUAAUCUCUUAUUGUACUUAUAUUUCUACCA
Molecule: messenger RNA, 2261 nt
Organism: Hevea brasiliensis (rubber tree)
Lineage: Eukaryota; Viridiplantae; Streptophyta; Magnoliopsida; Malpighiales; Euphorbiaceae
Product: serine/threonine receptor-like kinase NFP
Exons: 2
Coding region: 91-1950 (619 amino acids)
Biological process (GO): protein phosphorylation
Molecular function (GO): ATP binding; protein kinase activity
Source: RefSeq, a predicted model, not a curated record